Sus scrofa (pig) is the source of this 5641-nucleotide messenger RNA. RefSeq names its product phosphodiesterase 9A (gene PDE9A). Lineage: Eukaryota; Metazoa; Chordata; Mammalia; Artiodactyla; Suidae. The record is from RefSeq and is a predicted model, not a curated record. Gene Ontology annotation, molecular function: 3',5'-cyclic-nucleotide phosphodiesterase activity. Gene Ontology annotation, biological process: signal transduction.
UGCGGGUGUGGCCCUAAAAAGACAAAAAAAAAAAAACUGGGGGUGAAUCCAAGACUUCUUUUUCUGCCUGUUUGGAGUUCUAGGUCAGUUGCUGCAGCUCCACUCGUUGGAAAGCUGACUUGCUUUUUCUGUGGGUCAAACAGCAGCUGGGCAUAUUUGUGUGGGUAUAAGUUCAGGUUCUCUGUUCUGUUCCGCUGGCAUCUGUGUCUGUCCCUCCACCAAUGCCACACAGCCGUGAUUGUUAACUAUAUCAUAGGUCUUAAAACCAGAUAGACCCCUUUCAUACUCCUUUUCAAGACGGGUUUAGCUCUCCUAGUUCCUUUUCCUUUUCAUAGGAAUGCUAGAAUAAUCUUGCCUGUUUGUACAAAAGAAAAAAUCUUGCUGGAGUUGGUAGGACUUGUGCUGAACCUGUAUAUUAAUUUGGGGAGAAGUGACAUCUUUACUAUCUUGGGUCCUUCCAGCCAUAAAAGUUGCAGGGUUCACCAUCUACAUCUUUCUAAAUUUCUUUCACCAGUGUUUUGUGUUCUCAGCACACAGCUUUUGUCUGUUUUGUUGUGUUUACACGUAAGCUGCUUGAGGUUUUUUCAAUGUCUGUAAAUGGUGCUGUGAUUUUAAUUCCCAUGUCUGCACGGCCACUGCUUGUAUAUAUAAGUACAAUAGAUUUUAUGUAUUUAUCUUGUAUCCCUUGACCUUGCUGAACACACUUAUUAGUUCUAGGAGGGUUUUUGGUAGAUUCCUUGGAAUUUCCUAAGAAGACAGUCAUGUCGUGGGCAACCAGGGACCGUUGUAUUUCUCCUUUCUGAUCUGCAUAUCUUUCAUUUCCUUUUCUUGCCUUAUUGCAUUGUCUAGAACUUCCAGCUCUAUAUUUAAUGAGUGUGAACAAGAGCAGACAUCUUUGCCUGGUCACAGUCUGGGCAAGAAGCCUUCAGUCUUUUGCCUUUAAAGAUACUAUUAGCUGUAGGGUUUUUGUAGAUGUCCUUUGUCAACUAAAGAGGUUCCCUUCUCUUUCUGUUUUUCUGAGGUUUUAUCAUGAACAGAUGUUAUUUUUUUCAAAUGCUUUUUAUGAAUUCAUUGAUAGGAUCUUGUGAUUUCUUUAGAUUACAUUCAUUGAUUUCAAAUAUUGAACCAAACUUGCAUCCCUGGAACAAACCCCACUUGACCUUGAUGUAUAAGUAUUUUUAUAUUUUCCUGAAUUCUAAUUGCUGAUAAUUUUGUUGUGGAUCUUUACAUCUACGUUAAUGAAGGAUAUUGGUUUGUAAGUUUCUUUUUUGUUGUCUUUGUUGGAUUUGGUGUCAGAUUAAUACUAGCUUCAUAACAUGAAUCGGAACAUGUGCCCUCCUAUUUUCUAGAAGACGUUGUUCAAAAUUGUACUAAUUCUUCUUUACGUGACUGGUAUAAUUCUCCAGUGAAAUUAUUUGCACCUGGAAAUUUCUUUGGGGGAGCUUCUAAGUUAGAAAUUCAACUUCUUUAAUAGUUGUAUAGACGGUUUAAAUUACCUGCUUCUUAUUGGAUGAGUGGUAUAGGUAGUUCAUGCUUCUCUAGGAAUUGGUCCAUUUUCAUCUAAGAUGUCAAGGGUACAUGUUUAGAGGUGUUUGUAGUCUUCCUUCAAUGUGCUUUUGAUGUCUACAGAGUCUGCAGUGACAUCCCCCUUUCAUUCCAAAUAUUGCUGAUCUGUGUCUUCUCUCUGUAUUUCUCUGUCCAUCUUGCCAGAGGUUCGCCAAUUCAUUGAUAUUUUUAAAUAACCCGCUCUUAGUUUCAUUGAUUUUCUGCCUCGUUUUCUAUGUCAUUAACUUCUCUUUUUAUUCUUUCCUUGCUUCUGCUAUUGUUGUGGGUGUAUUUUGCUCUUCUCUUUCCAGGUUCUUAGAUGACAGAAUUGAGAUUUUUCCUCUCUGCUAAUGCAGACAGGCAGUGCUAUAACCCGUCCUCUCAGCACUGUUAGCUGUGUCCCACAGCUGAAUUUUCACGGGUUGUAUUUUCAUUUUCAUUCAGCUCGCUGUCUAUUUUUAUAUCCCUUGAGACUUCCUCUUUGACCCACUUAUUUCUUAGACGGGUGUUGUUUCGUUUCAAAGUGUUUGGAGAUUUUCCUGCUAUCUUUCUGUUGAGGUCUAGUUGGAUUCUUUUAAAAGUCCAAGACCUUCCUCUGCAGGGCUGCAGUUCUUUCGUAUUUGCUGCAGUUUCGCGCGUGUGGACCCGCACAGGGACUGUUGCGGUGUGUGUGCUUUGUAGGCAUCUGAAAAGAAUGCGUGUUCUGCCCUUGUUAAAUGGCGCGAUCUAUAAAUAUUGAUUGUGGAUGGAUUUCUAAAUUUGUCUCAAGACUUUGAGACAGAUCAUGCACUCGCGAAGCUUAUGUGGUACAUGAUGUUUGCCAAAGGUUUCAGACCGAGUGAUCUAAACUCCUGCUGAAUUCGCCCAGGAGCCUGUGAAAGCCUCUCGCGGGUGACUCUUAUCAGCGGAGCCACCGUUUUUCUUCCUUGGCUGGUGAGGACCCUGCUGAAGCAUAGGGCUCAGAAGCCCCGGCCGACAUCCUUCCUCUUGUAGUUCUGAGAGCUGCACCAAGACCUCGUCUUUCUUCUCAUCAAACCAUAGAACGCUAGAGCGGGAGGAGACCUCGGGUCAUCUGGUCCACCCUUCCAUGUGACAGGUGAAGGAUGAGGUCCAAGAGAUUCGGUCUGAUGGUCUUUUUUAAUAUUUUUAGAGAAUUAGCAUAUUUUUAUUCUAGAGAUGUAUUGGAUGUAGAGAAACAAAAACGGGGGGUGGGGGUGGGGGAGUGUGUAUGUAACUUUGCAACCGACAAGCAUCUACUCGUACGAUUUUCCACCAUCUCCUUCCAGCGUUUUUGUUUUGUUUUGUUUUGUUUUGUCUUUUUGCCAUUUCUUGGGCCGCUCCCGCGGCAUAUGGAGGUUCCCAGGCUAGGGGUUGAAUCGGAACUGUAGCCACCGGCCUAUACCAGAGCCACAGCAACUCAGGAUCCAAGCCGCGUCUGCAACCUACACCACAGCUCACGGCAACGCUGGAUCGUUAACCCACUGAGCAAGGACAGGGACCGAACCCGCAACCUCAUGGUUCCUAGUCGGAUUCGUUAACCACUGCGCCACGACGGGAACUCCCUUCCAGCGUUUUUAAAAACGGGAUCUCACUGUAUGGUCAUCUUUUUUUUUUUUUUUUUUUUACUUGAACAGUAGACAUGAACGUUACCCAAGGCGUUGUUCCUACUAGUAGAAUGUUCCCGCCGUACAGAUCCACCAUCGUUUGUCCAGAGCAGGUGGUGUCCACUUGAUGGACCUCAAGGCUGUUACCAGUCUCACCGAGUUAAACACCCCUGCCAUGAACAUCUUCUGUGACCCACACGAUUCUUUUCUAGACACGGAGACAACGCUCCGUCAAAGCCGAGGGGCCUUUUUAGCUGGCGCCCCAGGUGCCAACUGGAUUAUUACAGUUUUUUGGUUUGUUUGGACAGGCCUGGUUUUGAUUUGCGCUGGUUUUCAUGAAGGGUCAGGCAUAGAGUAACAGGGCCGUUUGCAUGAAUUCAGGAGGAAGUCUCAGUUUUUAGGGCAUGAGCCACUAGCCACCUGGAGCCAAAAAGGGACCUCUCCCCUCCUGAGAGCAGAGAGGGGCAGGAACGGAGCUGUGCGAGGCUGGGAGUCUCCCUAGCAGGCGGCCUGCAUUGGACCCGGUCAGGAAGCAGGACAAUGGGCAGGUCAUAUUCAGCCUGGGACCUGAACCUUGUAAAACCAGGCACCCAGCCCGGUUUUAUGCGCCAGGCAACAAAGGGACACGCUUGCUCACCCUGGCCUGCUUCCUCUCUCUGUGACCUGCCGUGAGAACACUGUGUCUUGCCCUUAAAAUAUGCCUGGAACUGGCUUUGUCAUAGUAAUUGCCCCCAUAAAAUGGACCGGGGCACUUAGUGAAAACUGAGACAGUAUUUAGAGACCCAGUCCUGCCUGCUUGGUACGGCUGGUGCUGACGGCGGGAGGACCACGGCCCAGGCCACUCUGCGGAGAACCUGCCGAGAGCAGCCCAGCAGGGAAACAGCAUCUGAAGAUGGACAGGAAACCCCGGGCCCAGGAGAGGCCCUGCCACUGGCCAGGUAGCCGGAGCGUCCCCCCAGAGAAAGAAGAACUGAUCCAGAGCGUGCUGACCCAGGCUGCAGAACAGCUCUCAAGGGCAUUUAAAAUCAACGAACUGAAAGCGGAAGUUGCAAACCACUUGGCCGUACUAGAGAAGCGAGUUGAAUUGGAAGGACUGAAGGUGGUGGAGAUUGAGAAAUGCAAGAGUGACAUUAAAAAGAUGAGAGAGGAGCUGGCAGCCAGAAGCAACAGGACCAGCUGUCCCUGUAAGUACAGCUUUUUGGACAAUAACAAGAAGUUGACGCCUCGACGCGAUGUCCCCACGUAUCCCAAGUACCUGCUGUCCCCCGAGACCAUAGACGCCCUGCGGAAGCCCACCUUCGACGUCUGGCUCUGGGAGCCCAACGAGAUGCUGAGCUGCUUGGAGCACAUGUACCAGGACCUGGGCCUGGUCAGGGACUUCAGCAUCAACCGCAUCACGCUCAAGAGGUGGCUGCUCUGCGUGCACGACAACUACCGGAACAACCCCUUCCACAACUUCCGCCACUGCUUCUGCGUCGCUCAGAUGAUGUACAGCAUGAUCUGGCUCUGCGGGCUGCAGGAGAAGUUUUCCCAAAUCGACAUCUUGAUCCUGAUGACGGCGGCCAUCUGCCACGACCUGGAUCACCCCGGCUACAACAACACGUACCAGAUCAACGCCCGCACGGAGCUGGCUGUCCGCUACAAUGAUAUCUCGCCCCUGGAGAACCACCACUGCGCCGUGGCCUUUCAGAUCCUGGCCCAGCCCGACUGCAACAUCUUCGCCAACGUGUCUCGGGACAGCUUCAGGCAGAUCAGACAGGGCAUGAUCACGUUGAUCUUGGCCACGGACAUGGCGAGGCACGCAGAGAUCAUGGACUCUUUCAAAGAAAAGAUGGAGGACUUCGACUACAGCAACGAGGAGCAUCUCACGCUGCUGAAGAUGAUUCUGAUAAAAUGCUGCGAUAUCUCCAACGAGGUCCGGCCGACGGAGGUCGCGGAGCCCUGGGUGGACUGUUUGCUGGAGGAGUAUUUCAUGCAGAGCGACCGCGAGAAGUCGGAGGGCCUUCCCGUGGCCCCUUUCAUGGACCGGGACAAAGUGACCAAAGCCACGGCCCAGAUCGGGUUCAUCAAGUUCGUCCUGAUCCCGAUGUUUGAGAUGGUGACCAAGCUGUUCCCUGUGGUCCAGGAGCUGAUGCUGCAGCCCCUGUGGGAGUCCAGAGACCGCUACGAGGAGCUGAAGCAAAUGGACGACGCCUUGCAGGAGCAGAAAGCUGAGAGCCUGACCUCGGGGGGCACCAAGUCCAGAGAGAAGAGCAUAGACGUGAAGGGCGCCGAAGACUGCGCCUGAAGGGAGCGGAGCUGCGGGCUGCUGUCCCGGACCCGGCCGGCUGAGCUUCGGAUCCCGCCUGCACGGGAAAGUGGUUCUGAGCACCCACGCCAUGAGCGCACGUUUUCUAAGAGCCGUUUUAUUCCCUGAUACAAACAAAAGGACUUCCCAAUGCUGUACAGAAUUUUUAUUUUUAAACCGUCUUUUAAAUAAUAUAUUCUUAUAC